Cyclocybe aegerita is the source of this 399-nucleotide messenger RNA. Lineage: Eukaryota; Fungi; Basidiomycota; Agaricomycetes; Agaricales; Hemipholiotaceae. The record is from the annotation of a GenBank genome assembly.
AUGUCGAGGCCAUCCGCCACACGUAGUAAUGCCCGAUGGGGAUGGUGGCGCGCCUACUUCAUUGAUUGUCCGUUGUCUCAGGCUGACCCAAUUUUCCAUUUGUUCGGCAAAUCUGGCGCAAAAUCGACAAAGUCCGGCAAAACGAAAUGCUAUUGCAAAGCCUGCUAUGAAGUUGAAAUCGAGCAGUGCUGCCAGGCAGAAGCAGAACAACUUCGUCUGGGAUUUGUUGCAGCAGCCCGUAUGAAGGAUGAGCUCAGCAAGCAAAUAUACCGCUUCCGCCGCCAUGCAACUAUUAACUACGACGAAGAACUUGCCCUUUACGAGUUUCUGGAGCUGGACGCAGAUGGCGAGGAGGAUCCUGAGCUUGAUGGGGUCGCAGAGGAGGUUCUCGCAAACUAA